Molecule: messenger RNA, 809 nt
Organism: Bacillus rossius redtenbacheri
Lineage: Eukaryota; Metazoa; Arthropoda; Insecta; Phasmatodea; Bacillidae
Exons: 5
Coding region: 15-602 (195 amino acids)
Source: RefSeq, a predicted model, not a curated record
GCGCAGCAGCGGCCAUGCACGACCCAGCGGCGAGCCGCAGGUUCGGAAUGCCCGUGAUGUUAUGUAUAUUCUGUUUGCUGUGCUUCACCAGUCGAGGAUGUGCAAGGACAAAGAAGUUACUGUUCUUGGACACAAGCAACAGCAUAGAUGUUUCCUUGCAGGUGACGGUCCCAUUCGGAAUCGCCCUUCCGACGGUGAAGAAGGGCCGCAGAGCCCCCAAGGCGGGGCCCGCCGUCGAAGACGACUGCGGAGAAGACUUCCAGCAUCGUCUCCAGCUGGACAAACUGGACUCCUACUUCGAUUACCUGCAGGUGGACAGUGAAGAGUGUCGACAGAAGCUGAUGUGCCAGCUGUCGGCAGAGAGACAGCAGCUGUUCCCUGUGGCAGACAUCUUCCUGAGGCAGUUGGUGCCAGACGGCGCCGGGGGCGGGUGUCGCUACGGGCUGUACCUGGGGGCGGCAGAGCUGGGGGCUGCCGGGGGCGGCAGCUGCGGCGAGGCCCACCCCUCGUGCCCCCUGCGCCCCGGAGACCUGCUGGACUUGGACGCCGUGCACGCCUGGCGCCUCCUGGCGUCCGUCCUGCCGCUGCAGCUCGGCGCCUAGCGUCCCUGUCGGCACCCGGCCUCACCAGCCGCAGAGCCCGGCGUGAAGCUCUCGGCGGAACGGUCUAGAAGCUGAUGCGCUGCAGCGCCCUCUAGCACAGAGUUACAACAAAAAAAAACACUUUGAUUUGCCAACUUAAAUCGCGAUCGGUCUAUCGGUGUCGCAGUUUAUCGACGUCAUAAUGCAGCCAAUGAUAUAUAUGAUUAA